CAUAUUUCAGCCACCCUGCCCCUUUAAGAAUAUGUACUUUACCAAGUACGGGGUAUUCCGUAUUCGGGGAGUCAGUAUUUUGGGGCACAUGACUUCAGAUUUGUCAUUGGGACGAAGAGAGAGGGCACAGCCUUGACAAAAGUCGAUAUAUUCUGCGAGGGAUGUUAAAAGAAUAGUGACAGGUUAUCUAUUAAAUAGGCCUUCAACCCCGGAGAAGAUCGAGCCUCCGUUUUGUUAUUCGGGUGUUGCCCAUGAUGCCGAUACGUGAGGAAACAUUCGAUGUGAUGGUGAACGCCUAACGGCCAAGGUCGGCCCGAGUCACGUGAAAGCACACAACACCCGCUACGGCUCCAUAGAAUUCUGCGGUUCCGCCCAGGGACACAUCGGAGUAUCGUCCGCGUGCCGUCCCUCUCUUUCCAACGAGAUGGUUCGUAUCAGAUUGACGUCGGCCUCGACAGGAUGGAGUGCCCCCUACUAUAUUUUUACCUUUUGCCGCCUACCGUCCUCCCGACUCAAUGCCCUGUUUUGAAACGUCGUUUCCUGGCCUUGGAGCCAGAUAACGUCAUAGCUAUGGAUGCACGCCACAGCUUAUCACCUAGCUCGAUGUAUGGUUCUGCAGGGAUGAUCUACGUUUGAGGCAGGGGCGUGCAGGUUGAUAUAAAAGGCAUGCAGUUGAGGGGCAAUGGGAGAAGUCGUCUCCAUCCAAAUUGCCGACCACAUAUCAUUACCUAACCUCCUCCAUUUCAUAACUAACUAUUCCAACAUAUAUUGCUGAUAUAAUUAUCAAACUUCUCCAGAAUGUCUGGCACGAGCGAAACAUUUCAUUCUACCAAGGAGCAGCUUCGCAAGGCAGAGUCCAAAGUCUCCGGACAACACGGCGGUGAUGUUCCCUCGGGGUCAGACGUAUCCCAGAUGAAGUCCAUUAUCGACUCCACAACCGAUAAGCAAACCGACAUCGACCGCCGCAAAGCCAAUCUGCCCCUUCCCGAACAACCAGCUGGCGAAUCAGGACUUGUAUCAGCGAAUAUGAAAACUACAGGCGGAGGAUCUGGCGCGGUAGCGUCAUCUGUGGGAACAGGGGAAGAGGCAAGUGGUUUACGGGAACCCGUAACGGCGGAGAGUAGCCUGAGGACUUCUGGGGAUGAGACGAAGAAGGAAACGGCCCCGAGUGGAAAUGUGGGGAGACAAGGGAAAGAAGGGCUGGAGGAUAUCCCAAAUGAUGCUAAGGCGAGAUAAUGGGCAUUGGAUGGCAUCGAUUGUGAUGAAUGAUGACCUUGUCUGUCUUCUCUCCUUCCCUCCUUCCCCCCCUUGUCUUUAUGAUGAAAUUGAUGUCAAGGUAGCGAAAUGCUGUAGCCAAAUACUAAAAUGCUUUGGUUUCAUAUUUGUCUUGACGCUCAUAAUUCUAGUAAUCACGUAAAUCCAAUGUCCCAUAUCUAUAGAAUUUGCGUGUUGCAUUGAAUUGGACUGGCUGCGAUCAUUACGGAAAACUGCUUCAUGAUCGUACGGCUGGUUUUGGCUCUCAAAGAACCUAAGUUUA
Molecule: messenger RNA, 1537 nt
Organism: Coccidioides immitis RS
Lineage: Eukaryota; Fungi; Ascomycota; Eurotiomycetes; Onygenales; Onygenaceae
Exons: 2
Coding region: 799-1236 (145 amino acids)
Source: RefSeq, a predicted model, not a curated record